AUGGAAAGACAAUGGACAACGGAUGAAUUCGAAAACACAGAUAAUUUCACAAAUCCAGACGACAUCAUCACCUUAGAAGAUGAGGAACCUUUACCUGGCCCAUCAGGACUGCCAACCCCGCCAGCGGCCACUGCAUCACAUACAUCCAACAAUGAAGAACUCAUUAACGAAGGUCAGUCGGUGGACGAACCCUCUGCUUUGGAUCCUGAAAUCCUUCAAAUAUUAGGCGAUGAUCCUAACAAUCUAAAGGAGUAUGGCGAACUUCUUCAUAAAGACUUAGCAUCAAGGUGGUCGCAUAUAGUAAUGAACGGAUUAGACAAAGAAAUUAAGCAGGAACUUUUAAAAAAGUACCUUACACCUGAAAAUUGUAAAAACCUAAAAGCACCUAAACUUAAUUUGGAAGUUAAAGCUGCACUGAAUGACUUCAGCAUAAAGAAGGAUUCCUAUAAUCAGACGAAGCAAAAUCAGCUGUCGAGCGCACUUGCCGCUAUAGGAUCAGCUUUAAAUAUGAUACUUACAUCAAAAGAUUCGUCAAACCAAGUAUUCCAACAACUAAUACAACCUCUUAGUGACGCUGCUCGCUUAAUCUGUGAUUGUCAUUACAAAGAAUCCGUUUCUAGAAGAUUCGAUAUUACAAAGACAUUAAAUAAAGAAACCAAAGAUAUGGUAAAAAACAGCAAAAUUGAUGAAUACCUGUUUGGAUCAGAUUUAGUCGAUCAAUUAAAGUCUCACAAAGCUAUUGCCAAGUCUGGGUUGGAGAUGAAAGCAGCAAACACUGUGCGUGUGGCCUUUAGACAAACUCCGACAAUCCAAACUCAUCGGGGAGCUUUAAACGCGAGGGGGACGACGCGGGUACCUGUCGGCGGGACGCGUCGAAAUCCCACACCUCGGAGGCCGGCGCAGGCACCAGUGCGAGAACAACAAUACUCGCAGCACACAUCCAACCCCGCUACGGCGACGCGGAAUUACAACUCGCGUGCACGAACGACGACGCGGAGGCGAUAGUAAAUGACCAGACAGUGCCACCCGUUGCAUGCAGACCUUAUCCUGGUGGCAGCGAAAUUAUCAGGACGGCGCUAGUCAACUCCG
Messenger RNA from Pectinophora gossypiella (pink bollworm), 1089 nucleotides. RefSeq lists its product as uncharacterized. The coding region runs from base 1 to 1005 and encodes 334 amino acids. The transcript is spliced from 3 exons. Lineage: Eukaryota; Metazoa; Arthropoda; Insecta; Lepidoptera; Gelechiidae. The record is from RefSeq and is a predicted model, not a curated record.